Prorocentrum cordatum is the source of this 738-nucleotide messenger RNA. Lineage: Eukaryota; Dinophyceae; Prorocentrales; Prorocentraceae. The record is from the annotation of a GenBank genome assembly.
AUGGCUGCGGGAUGCCGCCCUCGCCGGCCACGGCGGCGGGUCCCAGGACUCCACGGGGACCCGCCCCCGCGGCCCGCCGCCACGCUGGUGGCCGCCGUCGACUCGGCGGCGGCGGGCCGGCGGCCCGCGGCGCUGCGCGAGCGGAGGCCAGCGCUGCAGGCUUCGCUGCCGCGGCGGCCAGCGGCCGCAGCCGCCGUGGUGUUCGCCAUUGCGGCGACGGGCUCGCCUGUUGUGGGAGGUGCCGAGGAGUGGCGUGUCAUCAACAACGCCACCGUCCACGGGGAAUGGGUCAUUGCCGAGGUCAGCUUCUUCAGCGACGACGAUUGCCGCCAGCGGAUCGAAGUGGUGGAGGACAGACUCGGGCUUCAUCCGACCGCUUCCGCACCACAAGGUCUGGCAGGGCGUUGUAGAGCACCCGGGCGAGGAGUGCUGGGGCAAGUGCCAGGAGAGGGCCUCCGGGGCUACUGCAGCUGGUGCGGAGAGGGCAACGCCUGCUGCAAGCGCGGCGCCGUCGACGACCCCCCGGAGUGCGCAGGUGUGACCUCUUUUUCGAGAAGCCACCACGAGUGCGUCGCUGUCAGGACAGCCUCGACAUGCAGGUGCCCCGGGACCCCUUCGACGGCAACCCGGCCAGCGCCGCCACAGCGUCGUGCGCUGGCCCCACUGGUUGUCCGCCCGGCGCGCUGGUGGUCGGCGGUCUGCUGGCGAUUGGCACCGAGGUCGCGCCGCGGUGCGUGA